GAGUGGGGUGUCUUCGUCUGCCUUCCCGUUUCCCAAGCUGACUGGCUCCCUCUGUCCUGCCCGCCUCCCCUCCCUCCCUCCCUCCUAGUAGGGAGGCUCUUGGCCCGGGUCCCUGAAGACGCAGCAGGGGUGAGGUCACGUCUCCCUUGAGCCCCGCGCCUGGGGCUUUUCAGAGCCUUGCCGCGAGCCGGGGGCCAGAACCCGAGACCGCGCGGACUGUGCGCUCCUCCGCCCUCCUGCGCCGCGCGUCUCGCCCAUGUCUCAGUACGCCCCCAGCCCCGACUUCAAGAGGGCUUUGGACAGCAGUCCCGAGGCCAACACUGAGGAUGACAAGACCGAGGAGGACGUGCCGGUGGCCAAGAACUACCUGUGGCUCGCCAUUGUCUCAUGUUUUUGCCCUGCGUACCCCGUCAACAUCGUGGCUUUGGUCUUUUCCAUCAUGUCUCUGAACAGCUACAAUGAUGGAGACUACGAAGGAGCCAGGCGGCUUGGGCGGAAUGCCAAGUGGGUGGCCAUCGCCUCCAUCAUCAUUGGCCUUCUCAUCAUCACCAUUUCUUGUACAGUUCACUUCACAAAGAAUGUCUGAGGAGCCAAUUGUCCAGUGGGCCACACGCGUGGAGGACAGACCUCAUCUGCACACACCCCUAAGGAAUGGAUCGUUGACUGUGAGAUCUUUUCCUCCAGAACUCUCCAGAGGCAGGUCCCUGGCAAAAGAACAA
Molecule: messenger RNA, 719 nt
Organism: Nycticebus coucang (slow loris)
Lineage: Eukaryota; Metazoa; Chordata; Mammalia; Primates; Lorisidae
Gene: TMEM233
Product: transmembrane protein 233
Exons: 3
Coding region: 257-586 (109 amino acids)
Cellular component (GO): membrane
Source: RefSeq, a predicted model, not a curated record